This is a messenger RNA of Cryphonectria parasitica EP155, 792 nucleotides long. Its product is annotated as alpha/beta-hydrolase. NCBI's taxonomy places the organism in Eukaryota, Fungi, Ascomycota, Sordariomycetes, Diaporthales, Cryphonectriaceae. The coding region runs from base 1 to 792 and encodes 263 amino acids. The transcript has 3 exons. Gene Ontology annotation, biological process: lipid metabolic process. The record is from RefSeq and is a predicted model, not a curated record.
AUGGCCGAAUACGCAGCUGCAGGGUAUUGCAACAUAGACGGCACUGUCGGCGACGUGAUCUCCUGCGAGGAUGAUGUCUGCGCCGACAUCGUCGCCAAUGGUGCCACCAUCGUGGCGACCCUCAGCACUGGAUACGAGUCUACCGGCGGUGUGAUCAUGAGGGACGAUGUCAACAAGGCGAUUGUGGUUUCUUUUGCCGGCACAGACUCGGAUAGUAUUAUCGACAUCCUAAUUCAUUAUCAAUUGCUUAGUCUCGACUUUGGCCUCGAAUCUAUCGGGAUGUGUGACGGGUGCGAGGUGCACAGCGGCUUUCACGGCGCCUGGGACGAUGUGUCCGAUACGGUCAUCAGCACUGUCCAGGACCUGGUGGAGGAGACCGGCUCCGAGUACAGCGUCACUUUCACGGGACACUCCCUCGGAGCCGCGCUUGCAACCCUGGGAUGCGCAUACUGGCGCAUCGACGGAGGCGCCUGUGAACUCUACACAUUCGGCUCCCCCCGCGUGGGCAACCUCGCCUUUGCCGAGUUCGUGUCGGCCCAGAGCGGCGACGAGUACCGCAUGACGCACCUGGACGACCCUGUCCCUCGUCUUCCAAGCCAUGACUUCGGAUAUUACCACACCAACAUGGAAUACUGGCUGUCGGACGGCACGGACACUACGACGGACUACACGGCUGCCGACGUGGUUGUCUGCACGGGGUAUUACAAUACGAGCUGUAACAGUGCGGGCUUGAUCAGCACAGACUAUACGGCACAUUCGUAUUAUUUGGAGCAUAUUAGCGUUUGCAGUUGA